Messenger RNA from Hydra vulgaris (swiftwater hydra), 4080 nucleotides. RefSeq names its product RRP12-like protein. The record is from RefSeq and is a predicted model, not a curated record. NCBI's taxonomy places the organism in Eukaryota, Metazoa, Cnidaria, Hydrozoa, Anthoathecata, Hydridae.
GUGCGAAUGGCCGGGAAUCUGCAUUACGAUGUAAAUUGUCAACUGGGAAAAGCACGUGGCGUUUACAUUUUAAAAAUGAAAGCAAAGUCUAAAAGUAAGAAGGUAUUUAAAAAAGGAGAUCAAUGUGUACAAAACCCUAAAAGUAGAAAAUUUAGAGACCAAGUUAAGAAAAAUGUUUUUACGCAAAGGUCUUCAAAAAAAGGACUGACAUUACAAGCUUUAGAAAAACACGAUGAGGAAAUUGAAGAUUUUGGAGACCUUGCUAUUAGUGAAAAAACUGCAGAAUCAACAAAGUCUACAGCUUUUUCUAUAAGCGGACUUACUGAUUGCUCUAACAUAACUUUUAGUGCUGUUCUAGAUAAAUGGCACUCUCCUAAUUCACUAGAUCAAGAGAAAUGUGCCAUACUGGCAGCUGUAACAGAGGUUAUCAGAAGCAAAGGUGGAUCUGAGACGGAAUCAGAAUAUUUUGGUGCUCUUAUGACUACAUUAGCAUCUAAUGAUGGAGAAGACUCUGCAACAGCAAUAACAUAUCUUCUUAGUUUAGUAUUAAAAAAGCUGCCAGUGGCACUUUUAAAAAUGAAGUUUUCCCAAUCUUCUAAAUUAUUUAUGGAACUGCUUUCUAAAUAUUAUGAAAAUGGUCGUGCAGCACUCUUAAUAAGUCUACUAGAAUGCUUGACUAUCAUUUUGAGUGCAGUUGAAGCAGCAGUAUGGCAUGAGUCUUCAACCCAACAAUGUUUUCAGGCUUUGCUUACAUUCGCUAUUCACAGUAAACCAAGAGUAAGAAAAGCUGCUCAUUCUAACAUUAAGUCGUUGUUGAAAAUUGCUGUAGCUAACAACAAAAAUCACCAAUCUGCAGCAAUUGCUGCAAAAUAUUGUGAAGAAACUUUGAAACAACAAGAUUCGAAAAUUUCCUCCAAUCAUAUUUUAAACUUACUGAAACAGUGUAUGGGAAUGUUUUCAUCUGAAAAUUUAAAAAUUUUAUGUGAAGCAGUUUUAAACACUAUGUCUUCAAAUGACUUGAUUGUCAAAACAAAUUCUAUGCAAACACUUUAUGCCUUAUUUGAAAGUCAUCCACCCGAAGAAAACCUUACUUUGGAGCUAAAUGGUAAAAUCAUUAAUGCUUUAAAUGAUUUUCAACCCAGUGUUAAUGAUGUUCAUGUUUCUGAAGGAUGGUUAGUUAUGCUGGCUGCAGCACACUCCAACCUCUCAUUAUUGAAUAGAAAAUCGUGUUUAAAUGCAUUACCAAAGUUCUUUAGCUCAGCUUUAUCAUUUUUUUCAUCAGAGCAUAAAGCUGUUGCUAAGGCUGCAGCAGAUGCAAUGAAGUUAACUAGUCAAAAUUGCUUGGAAAAUAUUCAAGACGAACUUACUGAGGAUAUAAAAUUAGAAAAUUCUUCAUUUAAACAAAUCAUUAAGAUUAUGGAAUCAGGUUUGCGUUAUAAAUAUCAACCAUUAUGGAAUGUUGUUUUACAAUGUUUGCAAUAUUUAUAUGCAACAUUCGGAAGCACAUGCCGGUCAGUAAUGAUCAAAGGAGUUGCAUCUCUUAUUGACUUACAUGAUAAUCCUGAUUUUCCAUUUAAAAAUGACCUUCUCAAUACCAUUGGUGCUGCUUUCAAGGGAAUGGGACCUAAGGCGAUUAUACUAGAACGUCCUUUAGAAUUGUUACGAAAUGAUGAUGUAUGUCAAUUCCCAAGAGCCUGGUUACUUCCUGUAAUGAAAGACAAUAUCCAAAAUAGUGAAUUAAAGUUUUUUAUUUCUUACUUUUUACCUAUGGCAGCCAAGUUAAGACAAAAAGCUUUAAAAUGUAGAGCAAUAAACCAAGAUCUCGAAGCAAAAGUUUAUGAAACACUCCAAUCCCAGAUAUGGGCUUUAUUACCUGGAUUUUGUAACAACCCUUCUGACCUUUCUUCGGAGUUCAAAAACAUUGCUAUGAUUUUGGGAACUGCACUAACUGAACAAAAAGAAUUGCGAUCUGUUGUUUUGCAAGCCUUGAGAAUGCUCAUCAGUAAAACAGUUGAUGAAACUGACCUGAAAGCAAUCGGAUAUUACUCAAAAAACUACUUGCCUAUAUUGUUCAAUCUAUACACAUCUGAUGAUAAAGACUGUCAAGCUGUAUCGCUUUCUGUUUUAGAAACAAUCAAAAUGUUUCUUCAUGUUACAGACAAAAAUCUCAUCAAGACUUUUGCUAAGAAGCUGAUUGAAAAAUUAGCAGAUGAUAGCUCUGCUGACAAAAAGCAUCAUUUAAUGGAUUUAGCUGUUGCCAUGGUCAAGUAUUCUGAUGAAGAAGUUGUUAAUCAAUUGUUUUCCAUUGCUGUAGUCAACCUUGAUAAUAAAGAUAAAAGUAUGCAAAAGAAAGGUUAUCGUAUACUAGAAGAAUUGUGUGAUAGUAAUUCAGAAGCUGCAAAAGACUUAGUUAAAGAUAAGUUUACUGAAUUAAAGAAAAUAUUUGUGGAUUCUCUUUCAAGUGCAGUACCAUCAUCAAAAGCUCCUCGGUUGCGCUGCAUUUCAUUACUUAUAAAAAAGCUUGAUUCAAGUCAAAAGGAUUUUUUGAUAACAGUAAUCCCUGAGGUAAUACUUUGUACAAAAGAAGUUGGUGUUAAAGCAAAAACAGCAGCAUUUGAUCUUUUGGUUGAUAUUGGAACAUCACUUGUUUUCUUAAGCAGUAAACCAAAAGAAGAAUGUAUUGAAGAAUAUUUUAAGAUAGUAAUGGCUGGAUUGGCUGCUUCACCCCACAUGAUAAGUGCAACACUGUUAGCAUUCACCAAACUUAUUUUUGAAUAUAGAUAUUGUCUUUCUUCAAAGUUGGUUGGUUCUAUACUUGACACUGCCAUAUCAUUACUCAAGUCAAAAUCCAGAGAAGUGAUCAAAUCUAGCUUGCUGUUCAUACGUGCUGUUGUCAAAAUUUUUGACUCAAAUGAAUUGAUUGAGCACUUACCAACUUUGAUACCAAAUUUAUUUGCAUGGAAUGUAAAAAGCAGUGGUGCUUAUCGCCAACAAGUACGGGUAAUAUUAGAACGCCUGGAUAAAAAAUGUGGGUACCAUUUAGUUAGAAAUUUUGUACCUGACGAACAUAAGCGAUUUAUUAUACAAAUUCAUAAAACCCUUAUGAGAACCAAACGCCAAAAAGAAGCAAAGAGAAACCAGGAUGAAGAAGUUGAUGAUGAAGAAGAAAAAGCAUCUAAAAAAGGAGCUACUUUAUGGCAGGAUGUGCUAGCUGACUCUGAUAAUGAAGAAAAUAAACCGGCUCCUGGUAUUAAAAAACCAAAUAAAAAGGGAAAGGAAAACAAAAGUUGGAUUCUUGAGGGUGAAGAUGAAGUAGACUUAUUAGACUCGAAAGUUGCUAAAAAUAUUGUUGCUUUUAAACCAAAGCAAGCGAAGCAAAAGUUUAGUUUUCCACUUAACAAUGACGGGAAAUUAUUAAUUGAUGAUGAAGACAAUAAAAAUAAAGAUGAAGAUACACCACUAAACAUAGGUGCUACAGACAUUCUAUCAGGUUUUGAUAAAACUCCUAAACAAAUAAAACUGGGAAAACGUAAACAUCUUGAAGAUAUGCCAGAAAAUGAAAAUUCUCUUUCUACAUAUAAACCUGGUGGUGCUGGAAUUCAUCGUGAUAUAACUAAAAAGAAAAACUAUGGAGAAGAGUACAAGGCUAAGAAAGCGCGUGGUGAUGUAAAAUUGAAAGGAAAACCGGAUCCAUUUGCAUACGUUCCACUUGAUCGUCAAACUAUGAACAAAAGGAAAAAAUCUAAACUAAUAGGACGGUUUGAUGGCUUAGUAAAGGCUGCUCGUCGUGGGGCGAUUAAAGGAAGUAAAAAUAAAAGAAAGAAGAAUUGAGAAUUAUUUACAUCUAAGUACAAGUGCUUUUCUGGUUCAACUAUUUUAGUAAAAGGACAAUUUUCUCAGCAAACCAAUUUGCUUUGAUUUUUUGGCAUCUGUGCGAAUAUGAUUUUAUGAGGUUAAUAGAAAUAUAAUAAUAUGGUAUGAAAAAUGUGUAAUUAAGCUAUAAACGGGUGAUUUGAUUAGACUAAUAAAAUAAACUUACAUCUUGUAAUAUCUUGAUUGUAAUAGACAGAUCGAAGUAUA